AUGGGUCUGAGCAAGAUGCGCAGAUACGAAGAUGUGCAGGCACUCUUGAUAUGCUGGAAAGAUGCCAUACAAACUUUCAAAGAUCAGAGGACAGAUCUUCAGCGCGUGUUGACAUCCCCUUACAAUUUCGGAACCGAGGCGAUCGAUAUUCCGAGCACCGAUCCUGAAAAGUACCUUGACGACGAGAUCCGCAAGUUUAGAGACGCCCAUGAUAAGGAGCAGAACCUAUUGGUCGUAUACUAUGGUGGCCACGGUUCCGUAUUGCCGUUGGACGGUCAGUUAAUUAUUAAGUGCUUUGGCGGAGCCCAACAACCUUACGUCGAGUGGAACGCUCGUCAGAAAUCCUUCCUCAAGGGUUCCAAAGCAGAUACCCUGAUUAUAUUGGAUUGCUGCCACGCCGCAUCUGCUAUAGAAUCCAUCUACUGUGACCAGGACAACGUUGUCGAGCUACUCGCGGCGUGCAGCAUUGAGGGGAAAGCACCCUUGAGAGACAAUUAUUCAUUGACGAGCAAACUCACAGACUUGUUAAAGUCAAAGGAUCUGUUCACAGCAGGAUUUGGUACCUCCUAUCUCUACAACCGCUUGGUGCACUAUCAGAAGAUCAAAGGCCAGGUGUGCUUGGGAGACGGCGAGGACGAGAGGGGUGUUUCGCCGCUCCGCCUAGUACUCCUAUCACGUCGUGAGCAAGUCCGCGAUCUUCACAUUUGUCGGCGCAUCGUACCAGACAGUGAUGACGAAGAGGCUGACCCGGAGAUAACCGAUGCCACGGGUCAUGAAUCGAAGCCAGGGAAACAAGACAGCGAAGAGUCUGAAGCGACAGGUCACCAAUCGGCCACCCACCGAUCUGCAUCAUACUUGAACAUUACUACAAACACGGAACGGGACUUGAUGAAUAGACGAGAUUCAGCGGUGGACAUUCAGAGUCCGGGCAUACGGCCCGCAUACGUUGAUACCUGGCCUAACAUGGUCACUGGCACCGCUCCUCCAACCAAGGGACAACCAGCGGCGCGAGCAGCGCUUAAUCCGUCGCAGGUUGAGCGCUCGGCUUUCUAUAGAGAGUCUGCAGAAGGAAGACCUUGGGUGCGAAAGAUGGCAGUUGACAAGGGCGACCAAGAAAGCGAUCACCGGGCAUGGUUCCAAAGAUACGCAAGCUUCUUGGCCAAAUGGGGAUUGACUCGUGAAGCAAAGAGCCGCACACGCCCUUACAAGAUCGCGCUCCUCGGUACUGGCGUAGACCGUGGUCACGUUCUCUCCCAUGAUUCCCAUGAUAUCCGUGGACGAAACUUUACCUCUGAAGGUGGGAAUGAGAGCUGGGACCAGGAGCACUCCGGACAUGGGGCGUCAUGCUUAACGAUGCUAUUAGAAACGGCGCCAUUUGCCAAAUUCUUCAUUGCCAAAGUAACUGACCGCCACAGAAUUUCCAACGCCGACAUCAUUGCCCAUAGCAUCGAGUAUUCCGUCAAGGAGUGGCAGGUCGACAUGAUCGUCCUGCCGUUGGGACUUGAGAUUCACCACGACGGUGUUGCGAAUGCGAUAUCCCAAGCCAUCAGGAGAAACAUCAUCUGCCUGGCUGCAACGGGGAAUAACGGUGCAAACGAUCGUGCGUCUUUCCCUGCCAGAAUGCACGGCGUCAUCCCGAUAUUCUCCGCAGACAGCUACGGGAACCCGUCUCCUUACAAUGCCUCUCCGAUGAGGCACCGCAAAAACUUCAGCACGUUCGGGGAAAACGUCAGGGUCUGGAGAGACGACCGGACGGACGAGCCGGCGUACAAGAGCAGCACCUCCUUUGCGGUUUGUAUCGCGGCGGGCAUGCUGGCGGCGAUGCUGGCUUUUGCGCGGGACUCCCUGCAGCUCGACCAGAGGGACUGGAAUACCCUUCACACACCCGCCGGUGCGGAAAAGUACCUCGAGCUCAUGUCUACCAGUCGCGGGGGAUACGAAUAUGUUGCGCCGUGGCUGUUGAUAUCUAAUGAGAUAUUGAUGGAGAAUAAGAGCGAGAGCGAGGCUGACUUCAAGAACGCCAUCAAGAGUCAGAUCGUUAUGGCUCUGCGGCACCUAAGAUGA
This is a messenger RNA of Metarhizium brunneum ARSEF 3297, 2064 nucleotides long. RefSeq lists its product as uncharacterized. Gene Ontology annotation, molecular function: serine-type endopeptidase activity. NCBI's taxonomy places the organism in Eukaryota, Fungi, Ascomycota, Sordariomycetes, Hypocreales, Clavicipitaceae. Gene Ontology annotation, biological process: proteolysis. The record is from RefSeq and is a predicted model, not a curated record.